Molecule: messenger RNA, 331 nt
Organism: Eurypyga helias (sunbittern)
Lineage: Eukaryota; Metazoa; Chordata; Aves; Eurypygiformes; Eurypygidae
Gene: PTGDS
Product: prostaglandin D2 synthase 21kDa (brain)
Exons: 3
Molecular function (GO): small molecule binding
Source: RefSeq, a predicted model, not a curated record
CUCACGGGGAGAUGGUACAGCAUUGGCCUGGCCUCCAACUCCAACUGGUUCAAGGAGAAGAAGCACCUGAUGAAGAUGUGCACCACGGUCAUCUCCGCCACCGCAGAUGGGAACCUGGAGGUCACCUCCACCUACCCCAAGGGUGACCAGUGCGAGAAGAGGAACAGCCUUUACACCAAGACAGAGCAGCCGGGACGGUUCAGCUACACCAGCCCCCGCUGGGGCAGCAAGCAUGACAUCCGCGUGGUGGAGACCAACUACGAGGAGUACGCCUUGGUGGCCACCCAGAUCUCCAAGAGCACUGGCUCCUCCACCAUGGUGCUGCUCUACA